Messenger RNA from Rosa chinensis, 1191 nucleotides. RefSeq names its product F-box protein At2g05970-like. The transcript has a single exon. The coding region runs from base 1 to 1191 and encodes 396 amino acids. Gene Ontology annotation, molecular function: protein binding. NCBI's taxonomy places the organism in Eukaryota, Viridiplantae, Streptophyta, Magnoliopsida, Rosales, Rosaceae. The record is from RefSeq and is a predicted model, not a curated record.
AUGUCUAUCCAAAAGCACAGGCGUUCCAAUGAACAUGAUUAUAAUCAGGGGAGCAAGUUGUUGAAACAAGUCCCAGAUGAGAUUAUGGAAUUGAUUCUGCAGCGACUAAACAUAUUUGACUACCUUGCGUUUCGUCAAGUAUGCCGUUCUUGGCAUGCCAUAAGCAAGCGCUGCUCCCCUGCUCCUCAGCUUCCAUGGCUUCUGUUUGAUUCUGACCCUUUCCACAUCCAAGAUCACUGCCUUGUUAGCUGUCUCAGUGAUCCCAGGACUCACUAUUCAGUCCCGCCAAAGUUGUUUUAUGAGUCGAGAUGUCUCGGAUCAGUUGAAGGCUGGUUGAUCAUGGCUGCGCGCAUUCAUAGAAGUUCUCCUGUUGUUAACUUGUUAUUGAAUCCAAUAUCAGGUUGCCGAGUCGAGCUCCCACCACUAUCCACAAUUUCAGGCCCUCGGAGCACCAGACUCGACUUCUUACGGAAAGCAGUAGCCUCUUUCGAACAAACAAGGCUAGAACAGUGUCUUGUGGCUAGCCUUUGUGACGCUGGUCGUUUGGCUUUCUGUAGAAACAUUGAUGAAUCAUGGACCCUCGUUAAGGCCAGAGAGAGGAAUGUGGUUCUCAGAUUUGAAGACGUAGAAAUAAUCGAUGGGAAAUUAUAUGCUGCAACAACCCACAGCACCUUAAUGGUGUUUAACAUCCAAGGUGUUACCUAUACGGCUGAAAGGGUGGUUAAGCUUCCCUAUUUCGGUAUAUACUACCAUACUGGUCCCUACAUAGCAAAAGAUGUCGCAACAAAGGACCUGUUUAUCGUUUAUUCUAGAAGUAUUGCCUCAUCUAAUCAUUCUAUUAUUGUUUAUGAUCUUCCAAGUCGUACGCGUUAUCACACUCGAGCAUUUCGGGUGUUUAAGUUAGAGUGCGAUAACAGUGAUGAUCCUCACUGUGUAGAAGUUUUUGAUCUUGGUAACCGGACAUUGUUUGUAAACGACCUUGGCACCAAAAUUAUAUCUUCUAGCAGCGACCUUGAAAGAAACUGUAUUUAUUAUGCUUUAUAUCGGGAUUACACUAAAGAGUCCAAGACAGAUUUUGGCGUAUUUUCCUUGACAAAUAAGAGCAUCAAACUCUUGACUUUCCCUGGGUAUGCCUCCCUUCAGGGAUUUUUCAAAGGAAUGUUGGUUUGGUUCACACCAAAUCCUUGGUAG